AGGUGUUGUCCGAGACGGGGUACUGGGGCUUAACCUGGGGUGGUGGAGCUCGGCUCAGUUACUCGACACGCCAGCCGAUCAAAGCAGUGGAAGGUGUGCCGAUAGAACUAACCCACGCUCUGGGAAGCUCUUGGUCUCAUCAAUCAAACCCUGAGCGACAAUCCACCGCUGAUACUACGCAUUCACUAUGGCAAGCCGUCCACUUGACUCAGUGCUAGCCAGUGAACAACCAGUACAACAUGCCGAUAAGACAGCUCGAUACCGAGAGGAGAUCGAGGCUCGUACUCUGGCAGGCGAGUCCUGCAAACAGAUCUCCGAUGCCUUGCUCGCUCGAGGCAUUGUCCUCAGCGACAAAACCAUCUCUCGGCGACGGAUAGAAUGGGGCUUCCGCCAGCGUGCUGAAAAUAAAAUGAAAGGUCGCUCUGCACCGAGACCGGGCAAAAGCCAUUCUGCUAGAUGGCGUGAAAGGUCCGAGCGGACGAAACAGAUCCUUAUGCAGUUGACGGCUGAAGGCAAACCUGCUGAGCAGAUAGCUGAGCACUGUGAGUCUCAAGGUAUCGUCUUCAAGGCUGGUGUACGUACUGUAUGGCGACUGCAAGCUCAUUAUGGCUUAAUCCCGUACGACGAGGAUCGAGCGAAAGCUAGAGGUGCCUAUAGAAAGCAGGCAGUGAAUCACCCGAAGCCGCUGCGCCAGAAGAAGUCAAUGGCGAAUGUUCUCGAGAAUGGGCAGCGUAGUGAGACGCUGCACUACCCUUCGAACUGCAGCUUUGGUCCGAAGCGAGGCGUGACAGGGAGGCAACCGUCUGCCCAGAGUAAUCUUGACAUGUCAGACGAUGUCGUACAGAUAGAUUCCGAUAUUCCUGAUGCCGAGCCGCUCGAUACACGGUGGGGCGACGAGAUGCAGUUUACUAGUGCAGCAGACGAGUUCAACGCUAGCCAUAACAUUUCUGAACCAAUUCCCGGUCAAGCGCCGCGACCGCGGCCGGCAGUACUAUUCCAGCGAAUCAGACGUACAGCACGGUAGCAGGAUGGCGGACUGACAAUCCCGCCGUGUCGUCGGCACCCAAUGAUAUUGAUGAAGUUGAAGUGACACCGAGCGAUCUGAUGUCUGCAGGAACUGUUGGUAGACCUGGCUAAUAGUACCCUCGUAGCCGCAAUUGAGCUCAAGAACGUGCUGCGUGCGGUUCACAUGCGCAGCCCGCUGCCGGGGAGUACAUCUGGCAUGGCACCCUCAGCGCAGGAUGUAGCGAUGGCGAGGUUGAAGCUGCAGAAGGCCGGGCAGGUGGUGAUUGACUUAUCUUUCGGCUAGAGACUUCUCUGAUCU
This is a messenger RNA of Baudoinia panamericana UAMH 10762, 1324 nucleotides long. RefSeq lists its product as uncharacterized. The coding region runs from base 188 to 1024 and encodes 278 amino acids. Lineage: Eukaryota; Fungi; Ascomycota; Dothideomycetes; Mycosphaerellales; Teratosphaeriaceae. The record is from RefSeq and is a predicted model, not a curated record. The transcript has a single exon.